GUCCCCGCCCCACAAGGCCCCGCAGGCUCUGCAGGCCGCGCCGCCCGAGGACCCACGCGCCGUCCACCAGCAGCAUGAGCGCUCCCGCCCCGACCCCUAUCUUUGCGCCAGGCGAGAACUGUAGUACCGGGUGGCGUGCGGCACCCGCGGCCUACGACGCAGCGGACACGCACCUGCAGAUCCUGGGCAAGCCGGUCAUGGAGCGCUGGGAGACCCCCUACAUGCACGCGCUGGCAGCCGCCGCCGCCUCCAGAGGGGGCCGGGUCCUGGAGGUGGGCUUUGGCAUGGCCAUCGCAGCCUCCAAGCUGCAGGAGGCCCCCAUCGAUGAACACUGGAUCAUCGAGUGCAAUGACGGCGUCUUCCAGCGGCUCCAGGACUGGGCCCAGCGGCAGCCGCACAAGGUGGUUCCCUUGAAAGGCCUGUGGGAAGAGGUGGCACCCGCCCUGCCGGACGGUCACUUUGAUGGUAUCCUGUACGACACAUACCCACUGUCCGAGGAGACCUGGCACACACACCAGUUCAACUUCAUCAGGGGCCAUGCCUUCCGCCUGUUGAAGCCAGGGGGCGUCCUCACCUACUGCAACCUCACCUCCUGGGGGGAACUGAUGAAGUCCAAGUACUCCGACCUCACCACCAUGUUCCAGGAGACGCAGGUGCUGGCCCUGCUGGAGGCAGGCUUCAGGCGAGAGAACAUCCACACGCAGGAGAUGGAGCUGGUCCCCCCGGCCGACUGCCGCUAUUAUGCCUUCCCUCGCGUGAUCACACCGCUGGUCACCAAGCACUGAGCCCUCCCCACUGCCAG
Molecule: messenger RNA, 802 nt
Organism: Manis pentadactyla (Chinese pangolin)
Lineage: Eukaryota; Metazoa; Chordata; Mammalia; Pholidota; Manidae
Gene: GAMT
Product: guanidinoacetate N-methyltransferase
Exons: 6
Coding region: 75-785 (236 amino acids)
Biological process (GO): creatine biosynthetic process
Cellular component (GO): cytoplasm; nucleus
Molecular function (GO): guanidinoacetate N-methyltransferase activity
Source: RefSeq, a predicted model, not a curated record